UGGAGUGCCUGGUCAGUGUUGUGAAUGAGGGAGUCAUGGCAGACCACACCCCCCCACUGGAGUCCAGCCAGAUACUCAGCCCCGACCUCCCGCUCCUCGCCUCGCCUCCCCCAGCCAUGGUCAACGGAGAGGGACCCCAGCAGGUAAUCCUGGUGCAGGUGAACCCAGGUGAGGCCUUCACUAUACGGCGAGAGGAUGGUCAGUUUCAGUGUAUCACAGGCCCUGCUCAGGUUCCCAUGAUGUCCCCUAAUGGUUCAGUGCCUCCAAUAUAUGUGCCUCCUGGAUACGUUUCACAGAUCAUAGAGGAGAAUGGAGUACGACGUGUUCUGGUCUUACCUCAGCAGCCAGAGUUCCACCCUGGGGGCCACUCCCCCCUGCACCCCCCUCCUCCACCCCACGCCCACCUGCCCGCCUUCAUCCCCCACCCUGCCAUGUUGCCCCCCCCACCCCACCUCUACACAGGCAUGGCGGGGGGUGUGGGAGACAUGAGCUCCCAGUAUAUACCACAGUACCACCCAGCACACAUUUACUCAGAGCAGGUCUCGGCAGAUUCUCAUUCCUAUUCUCAUUCCCCACACGGAACCGCGGGGGCCAGCAAGACCUACGAGCGUCUGCAGAAGAAGCUCAAGGAGCGGCAAGGGGGAGAGAGAGGAGGAGGAGGAGGUGGUCAGAUGAAGGACAGCCCCCCUCCCUCGCCGCAGAAGAGUCGAAGCAGCCCGCCCUCCAUGGACAGUAUCUACAAUGGGGUGGUUGGAGGAGUGAAGGGGCUGGAGGCUGAACUGGGACCGGGACAGACCAGCACCACCGCCAAGCAAAUGGAGAAAGAACCUGGAGACAUGGAUAAAGAGGCUCAGCUCCUACAGGCCCUGUUGAACACUGUCAGUAAACCAGUGGUGACAGACAUCCAGGCCAGAGGGGCAGUGUUGAGCUGGGUGGCCCCCAGCAGGGCAGAGGGAGAGGGGGUCAGCCCCUCCCUGGAGCCUCUCAGUUACGAUGUGUCCAUCUCCUAUAGCGGCAAGGACGGGAAGUACACCAGCAUGUACAGUGGUGAACAACUAAGUGUAACUUUAGAAGACCUGAGGCCAGCAACAGACUACCACGUCAGGGUCCUGGCCGUGUGUUCAGGGCAGUGUUUACGCGGCAGUCCGUCGGAGGCAGUAGCCUUCACCACUCGGAGCUGCGAACCAGACCCCCUGCCCCCCAGAAAGGCCAGUGGCUCCAAGAGCAGCACCCUCGUCCUCCAGUGGAAGGCCCCGUGUGACAACGGCUCCAAAAUCCAGAACUACACUCUCCAGUGGGACGAGGGGAAAGGGACCGGGGGUUAUGAGCAGUGUUACUAUGGACCUCAGAAGCAGUAUCGGGUCACCAAGCUCUCUCCAGCUUCAAGAUACUCCUUCCGCCUCGCAGCCAAAAACGACAUGGGUAUAAGUGAGUUCUCUGAGACAGUUGACCUGUAUACCUCGUGCAGCGUACCCUCCCCGCCCCUCCCUCCAGAGCUGGUGAAGGCAGGGGUGACCUGGUUGUGUCUGACCUGGCAGAGACCCUCCACUUCCCCCAAGGAGGACGAUAUCUUCUACAGCCUGGAGAUGGAUGAGGACGAGGGUUAUGGCUUCCAACCCAGCUAUGAUGGUGAUGAGCUAUCCUGCACUGUCAAGAACCUGCACAGGAGCACCAAGUACAAGUUCAGGGUGGCAGCCUACAACACCGAGGGGAAGAGUAACCCCAGUCAGGUGGCAGAGUUCACUACCUGUCCAGACAGACCAGGAGGACCAUGUAGACCUGUCAUCAGAGGCAGGGUACUGCCCAAUUCCUUCAGACUGGCAUGGGAACCUCCUAAAGAUGAUGGAGGGGCGGAAGUGACCAAAUACGUGGUGGAGAUAUCUGAGGGACUAAGCGGUGUGUCGUGGGAGCUGGCGUACAGUGGUCCAGCCAUGGAACAUGUGUGUGAGGGGCUGAAGCCAGGCCACUCCUACCAGACCAGAGUUUACUGCAUGAGUGAGGGGGGGCAAAGCCCACUGUCAGAGACUCUGCAGGUCCAGACUCCCGCGGUGCCCCCAGGGCAGUGCCAGCCGCCCCGCGUGGUGGGCAAGCCCAAGGCCAGAGAGGUGCAGCUACGUUGGGGGCCGCCGUGUGUGGGCGGUGGCAGCCCGGUGUCGGUCUAUAGUGUGGAGGUGUGUGGCGCUGGUCCUCAGGGGUCAACAGGUCAAGAGGAGGUCAGGGAGGUGUACCAAGGUUCGGAGGUCGACUGCACCGUGGGUAGUCUGCUGCCGGGACGGACGUACAGCUUCCGCCUCCGGGCCGCCAACAAGGCUGGGUACGGACCCCUGUCAGAGCAUUGUGAGGUGACCAUGGGCCCCGGGGCUCCAGAGCCCUGUAAGGCCCCUCACAUCACCUGCAAGUCCCCUACUGUGGCUGUGGUCAGCUGGGAGGCUCCAGCAUGUAACGGGGGGGUCGUCUCAGAGUACCGCGUGGAGUGGGGGGCGGCGGAGGGCACCAUGCAGGUAUGUUUCAGCGGUACCAGCCUCACCCACGAGGUCAAGGGACUGCUGCCUGCCACCAACUACUUCUGCCGGGUUCAGGCUGUGAACGUGGCUGGCGUAGGUCUGUUCAGUGAGGCUGUCCUCUGUCAAACUCCUCCUUCUGUACCUGCGGCCGUUAGCAGUGUCCAUGCCCUCAAAGAGGCGGAGCUACGGGGAUACCACACCUCCACAGACCAGGAGGAAGAGGAGGAGGAGGAAGAGGAGGAAGAUGGACCCCCCACGCCUCCUCUCUACUCACCCUCUACUUGUCUAGCUGUUGGUUGGGAGCCGCCAUGUGACCACGGGGCUGAGAUCUCCUCCUACCUCAUAGACCUGGGAGAGAGACAGUCCAUCUCUGUCGGACCAGUCACCAAGUAUAUCAUUCAGCAUCUGCAACCGGACACCAGCUACAGGAUUCGUAUCCAGGCUCUGAACAACCUAGGAGCAGGUCCGUUUAGCCACACCUUUAAGUUGAAGACCAAGCCUCUCCCUCCCCAGCCCCCCCGGCUAGAGUGUACUGCGUUCAGCCACCAGACCCUCAGGCUGAAGUGGGGUGACGGACCGGCCAAGGCCACGCCCUCAGACGCCCUCCAGUACCAGCUGCAGACUGAGGACAAGAGAGGCAGGUUUGUCUCCUUGUACAGAGGGCCCUGCCACACUCACAAAGUCCAGCGUCUCAAUGAGUGUACCUCGUACAUGUUCCGCAUCCAGGCCUUCAACGAAGCGGGCCAAGGUCCCUUCUCCACGGUUUACACCUUCACCACCCCCCGCUCGCCCCCCGCCCCUAUUAAAGCUCCCAGAGUGGAGCGUGUGGAGGACAUGUCUUCAGUCUGUGAGGUGAGCUGGGAGCCCCUGCUGCCCAUGAAGGGAGACCCCAUCAUCUACACGGUGCAAAGCAUGAUGGGUAACUCUGAGUACAAACAGGUGUAUAAAGGUUCUGCUACGUCCUACCAGAUGCCCGGCCUGCAGCCCAACAGUGAGUACCGCUUCAGGGUGUGUGCCAUCCGCCAGUGCCAGGAUGCUCCAGAGCUGAGUGGUCCCUACAGCCCCACGGUGACGCUCUCCCCCCAGCGCAGUGAGCUGUCAGCGGGCAGUGUGAGCAGUGUGGGCCCCCGGGCUGGAGCUGACCCCGCCAGGCCCUUAACAGAUGAGCAGUGGGCUGCUCUCAUCAUCAUGCUCUGCGCAGUCAUCUCCAUCCUCAUCGCUUUCAUCAUCCAGUACUUUGUUAUCAAGUGAGCUUGUAUCUCCCUUGUUCUCCUCCUCCCCGGUUCCUCCCUUCCUUCUCCUCCAAGCUGCAGGGUUACAGCUUUAAUUUCCUGUUGAUGUUGUAGUUUAUUUCUGUUGUCACCUCUGGGUGAUUAUGAUUAGCACCGGUGAGGGAGUCCAGGAAGCAGGAAGUCCAGAGGAAAUGAUAGCUUCCUGUCUUCCCCCUCCCUAACCUCCCUUUACAGAAGCCUCUCAAUGUUUAACAAGACACCGCUGUGUUCCGUUACCCUGCACAGAAUAGAGUACCACAUUAUGAGUCAUAAUACCCACAACACCUAGCGGUCAAACAGGGAAAUGGUUCCAAUUGGUGUUUUCUCAAUCAUUCAUUUUGUUUCACAUAGUGGAUUUUUUAGAAACACUUAAAGUAAGGGCUUUGUUUGCGUGGAGGCUUGCCCUGUUGUGCCAUUUUGAUAACCCCGUAAAUCUCUUUCAGACUAAGUGACCUUUGUCAAUAAUAUUCACCUGUAUUUACCCUGCGAAACUUAAACGCUAAUUAACUGCUAAUGUGGCUAUCAUAAAGAACUACAAAUACCAUGAUGAUCUGGACGAGACUGCCGAAUCGAGGCAAAGGUAAAAAUCUCUGGAUUAACUAUCUAUUGUUAGCUAAAUGUAGUAAUGAAUAAAUUGGCAAAAAAUUAAAAUAAAUGGACAAUUCUGACAACUGUCUUGUGCAAGUUUUAAGUUGACACAAUACCUGUUAGCUAAGGUGUCAGCUAGAGAUGACGUGCAGGAGCUUGCUGGGAUUUUGUCGUUUUGCGUGUUGUCUACUUUUAUUAAUAAAAGUCCUAGAGAAAUUUACACGGUUAUCAAAAAUGUCACGCCAGGCUACACAAAACACAGCCCUUCAUUUUAAGUGUUUCUAAAAAAAAUCCCCUAUGUGGAAAAAAUGAACGGUGGAAAUAAUAUUGGUACCAUUUCCCUGUUUGACCGCUAGGUUUUAUGGGUAUUGGUAUUGUGACAUCUCCACUGUGAGGCUCUAUACUUCAUUGUGAUUGGUUAACCUGUACAGAAUGGAUAAUGAAGGAGCAGGGUUUUACAGUUAAAAGAUAACUUUCACUCACCAUGUACGUGUCCAACCAUAUAUAUGUAUAGAUUAUUCAUUUAUUUAUAUCGGUGGUUAGAAGGGUCCGGUAUGAAACCAUGUUAGUACAUAGGUUUAUAUUAUAUAGCGUAUGUGCUGUUAGGACCUGGGACCUGAUUUGGCCAGUGUUUUGCACAGAGAUGCACGAUACACAGGUGUAGGUGUGCCACAGUUAAACAUGCUGGCUUCACGACGUGCUCGCGGGACAUAGGAAGCCGGGCAAUGGUACGUCUGACCAAUAAGAUUCAAGCUAGCUGUGAUAGGCUCGCUAACGUCGCUUAUCAUAAAGUUAGCUAGCUUAACGUUGACAAAUAUGGUCAGACUAGCUACAGUUAUCCAAAAUUGAUACGGUUGUAAUUGUCAGAAAUGAAUUUGUCAUUUGUUUUGGUUGAAAAGGUGUUUUAGGUCAGUGGUGAAACAUCUCAAUUCGAGUAACAUCAUUUUCUCAGUUUCUCCACUGGUAAUUCCGAUUUUGAAGGUCAUUCAAGUGAAAUUUCCAACUGGGAACUUCCGAUAACUCCGAUUAGCAUGUGAACACAGCAACAGUUAGGAAGUAGGUGGGUGGGGGGGGUGUGUCAGAGGUCAGGUGUACCACAGAGAUACCUAGGAAGGGGGAAGUGGCCACCACACCUUCUGUAGUUUAUAUAAAGGGUUAAAUAGAGAGGAAGAAUAUAUAUCCAAUUCUUGUUUGCAUUAUAGAAUGUUCAUUUAGCACUUUCUAAUUUUGUUGAUGUUCGGCGGGACGAAGGAGUUGACUGGAGAAACGGUAGUCUAUUUUUGUAUAGUGAAGACACAAGGACAUUAGUUGUUGGAGAAGUUAAUCGCUCAGAAGUAGAGUUUAGGGGAAAAUAAAACAUAAAACCAAACUAACACAAUGAUGAUGAUGAAUAAUUCUAAUUAUUUUUACUAUCAUAUAGUUAUACUGUAGCUUAUUCACAAUCAUGCAGAAUUUUUUUUGUUUUUUUGUUCUUCAGCACAAAACAUGUUCUUCGCUUACUAUUCAUAUUCUCUAUGUUUUUGUGUGUGUUUUUUUUUCACUACUUAAUUUUGCACCUUAAGUGAAAGAGGAAACCUUGACUGAAUGUGUCUUGGUUUUGUUAUCCAUUUUAUAGAACUACGUAUUUUCAGAUUGUACAAGCCCUACUGGUGUUUUGGGUGUUUUAAAAGUUCCAGUACCUACCACAUGAUGUGUUCUCAUAGUAACAACAGAUGUUUUUUCUCCCAUUGGUAUCAGACCAGUUUGUUGUUUUCAGAGGAUUAAAGAAAACAAAAUAAACUUGGAUGCAUUUUCUUAAUUUCUCUUUUUUUUUUUUUUUUUUUUUUUUUUUUUUUUUUUUUUUUUUAGAAAACACAAUUUUUUUUAUUUUAAUUUUUUUUUAGCAAUAUUGAUUUGAUGUUAUCUAGCAUAUAAUACAUAUAAUAUUAAUCAUGAUGAAAUUAACUAGUAGUAUUUGGAGGAUAUCAACGUUUCUGAUUUAUUUUUGAUUUCUUUACAUCAGAGUCAAUCAUGUGAAUAUCUAUUUUUUUAUAAGAUUGAAGUAUAUGGUGUUAUUAACCCUGUGUCCAGAGAAAAUAAGGAAACACCCAUGUAGCUAAAUAAUCAUAAACCAUAAUGAGUCAAAACCACCGCAGAUCAGAACUGUGCUAAACUCGUACUUCCUGUUGAUCUAAAGUUUGGCCUUUUUUUUUCUCUCUUUUUUUUUUUUUUGUGGACACACACUUCCUUCACGCCAUUUCACCCGGUGUGUCACGGGGGGGGGUCGUAGAUUUCAGUGGCGCCGUAUGGGUGCACACAGUAUAGACCCAGCUGAGCACUCGCUCAAGUCUGGAUGGUGGAGUCUAUUCAACGCACCCGCUACACGUUUACUAGUGCAGAAUUUAAAUGUUUAAAAAUCACAUUUAAACCGCUUGUCUUUCCUCCAGUAUUGUCUUGUGAUGGAUCUUGCGGUUUCAUCGGGGAGCCAUAAAGAAGUAAACAAAAUGGCGUCGCUGAAUUCACGUUAUGUUUUGCUUAUUUCAUGCAGCCACAGAAUAAAAAGAAGCUAAACCAACCAUUUAUUUUUGUAUUUGAAUUUCAUCGUUUAAAGUUGAGAGAUAAGUCACUCAAAGUAAGGGAAUGUUCAAUGAGGCUGGGUGUUUUUAAGUCCUCCUCCAGGAUAAUACGGUGUAGGUGAUAUGGUGUAGUUGGUAGGUGAUACGGUGUAGUUGGUAGGUGAUACGGUGUAGUUGGUAGGUGAUACGGUGUAGUUGGUAGCUGAUACGGUGUAGUUGCCCUCCAACAAAUAGAAGACCCAAGGACAUCCGAAAUCCAUCAGUUUAACGAAUGAAGUAACGCUGAAACCGAAUCUAAUUGACACAUAGUCUAAUUCAAUUACGUAAAUUCCAAAAUACUGACAUUUUAAUCGAUAACAAAUGACAUGACCUUCCCCUUGAAUUCUAUCAAAUAAAAUACUGAAGCCUUUUCAAAUAUACGAGGUAAACUGAGAACCAUUGACAACACGAUGACACAAGUCACUGCAAAGGAUUGGGGAAAUUAAUCUGAUCUUGUUCAAUGGAAACACCAAUCCUUUAAUCCCUGUGAUUGACAGGUAUAAUUGCAUGUUGACUAACCAAAUCGCAGUGAAAUUAGAUAAAUCUAGUCGUGAUUAGUUUCAUAUAUUUAAUUCAGUUAAAUUUUGUAGAUCGAUUUAAUAGCAGCAAGCAUGAACGUUUUUUUUGGUUGGCUAGCAAGCUAAACUUGACGUUACACACCCGUUGACAUUUGGGACCAAAUUUUUUUUUUUCAGACACUCUGGCUAGCACGUUGAACAACGUCGGACUGUCCUUGCACUUUGAAACCCACACAGGCACCCGUUACUCCGCCCACCGGGUAAAAAUGGCAUGAAUAUGAGUAUGAGUCCCUCUUUUUUUGUGUGUGUGUUCCACGUCUUUGUGACCGAUUGAUGAGUUAUGUGAGCUAAUCAGUGUCAUCUGUGUUCAGGCAUCAGUGUUGUGUUGUGUUUUGGACAAAUAUGAUUCUGGCUGUUGCAACCAUUAUAAUGAUGAUGAUGAUGAUGAUACAGGUACUUUGCAAACGUUUUUUUUUGGGGGGGGGUGGGGGUUACAUUAAUUUGGUCGACCGGGCAUCUUUUGAUUUCUGAUGUCUUGAUUCUUUUUUUGUCGUUUUAAAAUAAUUAAAUUCCUAUUUUUGAAGGGGAUAGUGAUUGCAUCAUGUGAUUGCAUUGUGACACCUCAGCGUGGUGGCAGAUCAAACUACCGGGCUGAGGGAGAGAAAUAAGAAACAAAACGCUACAACAACAAAAAGAAGAAUUAAAAUAUGCACAACAAAAAAAAAAGAGACCAUUUUUAUGUAAUUUUAAUGUUUGCAGUUACCUCAUAACACCGUACAUUCCAAAAUGAAAAUUUCUUAUACUAUAAAUACUACUAGUACCAGACAUAUCACUUUCAAAUGAUCGUUAUGGGAAUAAACAUGUAUAAUCAUAAGUAUGUAUCUAAAGUGUAUCUGUAUAGCCAUGAUAUCUACAAAGAUCCAUGCACAAUAAAGAUUUAUAAUUCUUAA
This is a messenger RNA of Oncorhynchus masou masou (cherry salmon), 8425 nucleotides long. RefSeq names its product fibronectin type III domain containing 3A (gene fndc3a). The record is from RefSeq and is a predicted model, not a curated record. Lineage: Eukaryota; Metazoa; Chordata; Actinopteri; Salmoniformes; Salmonidae. Gene Ontology annotation, molecular function: protein binding.